AGGGGACAUCGGGGGGCAGAUGGGGCUGUUCAUCGGCGCCAGUAUCCUGACCAUCCUGGAGAUCCUGGACUAUAUCUAUGAGGUGAUCCGGGACAAGGUGAGCCGGGCUCUGGGCCGUGCCAAGCCGCCCCUGAGGAAGCCGUCGGGCAGCAUCGCCACGCUGAGGCUGGAGGAGCUCAGGGAUCAGAGCCCCUGCGGGACGCUGGGCCGACAUGCCGAGGGCACCUACAGCAGCAGCAUCCUGCCCAACCACCGCCACCGCUAUGCCCACCAGGGCGUCUUCGAGGACUUCGCCUGCUAGGCCGGGCUCUGCACCGCGGGCCCCAUGGUCUGCACGGAGAGCGGCGCCAGUGCCUGGCACAGGGGGCACCAGGCCCCUCCUUUCCCCAGCUGCCCAUCCAGCCCAUCAGCCAUGCCCUGCCCCAGGAAUGGCCCUGCCUGGCAGCCCCACGCCCAGCCAGCCCCGGGGUCAGCCCAGCACAAAGCACAUGGUGCAGAGCAGAGCCGCGCAGCCCUGCCCCUGGGAGCAGCCAGCCUGGACAGACGCGGCAUCGGCCGGAAAACAGCCUGGCCUGAGGAUUGGCCCCAGCGUGGGGACUGGGGGAGGGCAGGGACCCUGUAUGAAUGCGGCAUUCAGCUGUGGAGGUGAACCCCCCCACACACACACACCCCGGGGGGCUGCAGCCCAGUCGCUCCCACCCAGCGGGGAAAGGGCCUCCCCCAGAACAGACUCAUGCCGCCCUAGAGCCUCAUCCCCAGCAAGCGCCCCCUGCCCCGGCUGCAGCAGCCAACUGCAUAAUGCCCCCUGCGCCCC
This is a messenger RNA of Chelonoidis abingdonii (Abingdon island giant tortoise), 814 nucleotides long. The record is from RefSeq and is a predicted model, not a curated record. NCBI's taxonomy places the organism in Eukaryota, Metazoa, Chordata, Testudines, Testudinidae.